This is a messenger RNA of Momordica charantia (bitter melon), 810 nucleotides long. RefSeq names its product flowering-promoting factor 1-like. NCBI's taxonomy places the organism in Eukaryota, Viridiplantae, Streptophyta, Magnoliopsida, Cucurbitales, Cucurbitaceae. Gene Ontology annotation, biological process: regulation of flower development. The record is from RefSeq and is a predicted model, not a curated record.
AUCAGAGCGAGUAAUUUUAAUUUUUCUUGGGUGCAAAAAGGCAUGUAUUUGUUGCGCUAUAAAUGCAACAGCUCCUCUAUUUGUUCUUCACUACAAUACGAUGUCGGGCGUUUGGGUGUUCGACAAGAACGGCGUGGCCCGGUUGAUCGCGAACCCAACGCGGGAGUCGUUCGAGGGGAAGGACCCGCCGUAUCCGGGGACGGCGACGGCGCCAGGGGCUCGGCCGAGAGUGCUGGUGUACCUUCCGGCGAACCAGGUGAUCGGGUCGUACGCGGAACUGGAGCAGCGACUGGGUGAACUCGGGUGGACUCGGUACCGGAACUCAUCCGCCGAACCGGAGGAACUCGUCCGAUUCCAUCGCUCCCACGACUCGGCCGACCUCAUUUCCCUCCCCAAAAGCUUCGCCAAAUUCAAGCCCAUGCACAUGUACGACAUCGUCGUCAAAAAUCGACAUUUCUUCCAAGUUCGCGACCCAAAAUCAGCAGCAGCCUCUUCUUGAACAAUUAAAUUAAAAUUUUUAAAAAUAUUAUUUAUAUUUAGUUGCAUUUUGAUGGAACGUUAGCUGUUUGUUUACUGGUGUUUAAUUUAUAUAUAGGACUGCCACUGCCCCUGCCACUGCCUCUAUAUCUCUCUCUCGCCCAAGAAGCAGCCUUUUUGCUGAGAACUUGAUACCCUAUAAUUUUAAUUUUGUAGCCUUUUUGCUGUGAUGCCUAACCCUAACACAUACUAAUUUUCACCUACCCCUACCUUAGCUACGACUGUAUAAUACUCUAAAUAUAUCGGGAUGGAUAUCGGUUCGGUUUGGUUAAA